GCGGUUAGGCAGCAGAUGUCAAGCGGUUUUUAAAAAUGGCCGCGGAACCCGGUGCAGUUGAAGUACUUAUCGUUGUCAAGUUUCUGCCAAUACUCUCGUAAUCAUCGGGCAAGAUACGUCAAUGGCCGCGGUUAUUAUUAAGCCAUGAUUUUUUAUGAUGCACUGCCAACUAUUUUGACGUAAGAGAUUUGUGAACGUUAUCUGACAGCCUCUGCCAGUGGCCGCGGACGAAACCCCGUUAAUCCCGUUGCACAUCUCUAGGAAUAUCUGCAUAUUAUUCGGUGUUUCUAAUUAAAAUAACUUCACUUGACUCUCCAGCGACGUCAAUUAACUCGUUGACCAUCCUGAGCUACAUACUUCAUUUAUUCAACCUGGACAAUGAUUUCCUGAGAUAUUACACUGCAAGCAUUAUUUAGUGAUUGUGGGCUUUAAAAGUGAUUGUGAACAAUUUCAACAAAGGAAAAUGUCUCCUGGUGUAAAUGAUGGGCCUCGCAACACAGGAACUCUUCCUAAGAGUAACCGAAGAAGUGAUAGAAAUAGAGAACGUUCUGCUGCCAAUCAGCAGAUCAUCACACGCCCUCUCUAUCGAGGAGAUUUUUCUCAGCACCCCAAUAACUUGUUGCAGCUAGAUUGGCAGCCUGUAAGCGAGCGGGAGCCACGCGGAACGACGAAGAACAGCAACACCAGGUCGACCUCUUCCGCACCGUCAGUUACGUAUCACGAUUUUUCUGACUUUGCGUCCGAAGUUGGAACUAGACAGGAAAAUUACGCCGUAGAAGAUUCCACGCUCUGGCAAAGAAUGGUUCCGCCAAUUGAUUCUCGAACUCAGUCACCGCCUCGUCUCCAGGGAUCAAAAUCCACUAAUGUCGACAAAAUGCCGGAUCGGGGUCAAGUCGAAAGCCGACUCAGUCAAAUUCGGGAUUACAUUCGUGUAACUUCCACGAUGAUGGACUCACUCAAUCAGUCGAACGAUCCACGUGCUCAGGCUCAGCAUGAGAAGUUGAGUAAAAUGGUGGAGGACCUCUAUGACAGCGAGACAAAAUUGGCGAAACUUCUGGAGGACUAUCAGACUCGCAGACUUCCCGAUGAGUCCGGUGAUCAUCCUAAACUACUGUCCAACCAGAUGCGACGCUUCACAGAGCUACUCGAUGUCUUAAGCACGCAGGAACGCUUUCUCCUGACUAAUCCUCCUUGUAGGAAUGGAGAUAGCGGCAGGGAAGACAUCGAUGAAAACGAGGACGGGUCCAGGGAAGCUCAUCUGCGCAGAAAAAUGGAGGAGUCUCAGCGGAAGCUCGCACAGUUACAAGAGCAUCAGGCCAAUUUGGUUGGAAUGCAGUUGCGUGCCAGAGAACGGUUAAACGAAGCACGUCAAGCUCAACAAGCUCUACUACUCCAGGAAAAUCAAACGUCUGCUGCCUCUUCUACAUGGGAGGGUGGUAAUCGGUUACCACAACAGCAACAAACCGAGCAACUAGAAUCGGAAACAGCUGCACUACGAGGAAAGCUGGCCCAGUUGCAGAGCAAGAAAAAACGCAUGGAUCAUCUUGUAGCCGAAUUGCAGGCCGUGGAGUUAUCUGAUAGAGGCAGCUGUAGCUCCGAAGGAUCAAGAGCAGUAGGUAGAGACAAAGCAGCUGAAUUAGAUGCAAUGAAAGCUCAAUUGGCUCAUCUGAAAGUUCUGAUGGAAGAAGCCACAAGAGUACGUGAAUCUGUGGAUUCCGCUUCAGAGGCUGAGCCUGAAGGCGAUACAACGAUUCAAGGUGGCGACGAGGCUGACUUAGUGGAUGAAGAGGCUGGGGGAAUGUCUUUCUGUAAUUCUUUUGAUCAUCAGAGCGAGCCUGAUGAUGUCAGUUACAAAAAGUCAAGGAAUUCUGUGGAAAGACCAACGAUCGAGCAGGUUCAGGCUGUUAUUGAUGAACUAAAGGAACAGUCAGCUUUACUACAGGCGGCUCGUGCGGAACUUCAUCGUUUAAAACAACCAACAGCAUCUUCGUCUAAUGCACCUCCACCUAAUCCUCCUUCAAUUCCAAAUUCGACACCACCUCCUUCUCUGUUGGGAUUCUCUGGUGCGGAUAAAAAACAAAGCAAUAAUGUUGGCAACAGUAAUAAUGCACAUGGAGCGGAUUUACAAUCAGCCCAAGUCAAGCGACGUCAAUUAGAGGAACUUAUGCGAAAGGAACAGAGUCAAACUUCUAGUCUCAAUCGUGAUGUAGGAGGUUCUGAUUGGACCAGACGCAGAGGGUCGAAUUCACAGAUGAGUCAUACGAGUACACCAUCCAGUAUAUGGCCUUUACAGUCUCCAGUUACCGCUGCAGGGGGUCCAAACGAUCAAAAUGUAGAUGGUAUAUCUUCAUCGGAGAAUCUUCUGGAUAUCGGUCCCCAGGUUCCCGCGACGGAGAACGGCUUCCCAGGCAACUUCUGGGGUUUACCUCCAUCCCCGGUGACUCAGCCGCAAACCGGAGUAGCGGGAUUGGCCGAAUACUAUCGCCAGCUGUUGCUGGGCUCGCAAGCACAGCAGCUACAGAUGAUGGGCACGACAAUGCAGCAGUGCUGCCAAUUGAUUUGGUCUCAGCAGCGGGAAUUGCAGUCGAUGCGAGCCGCGAUAACACAGCUGCAGCUGCAGCAACGACAAUCGCAAGCGCCGGUACCGCGAUCUAACAACUCCGAGGGCCAGGAAGAUUACUCCAACCUAAGUCGACCUAUUCAUCACCUGGGAAGUACGCUAGACGCAGUUUUACCACCCAGCUCGUCUUUGCCGAACCUAGUCUCGUUACCCAAUCCCUCGAUUACGCCUGUUCAUCCAGUUAUGGUCACGCCAGCCGCAAAUUCUCAACAGCAACAUCAUCAGCAGCUGAACAAUCAGGUACCGCCAGGCAACAGGGCGAACAACUACUGGGAUAACUUUAGAAGCUACUCCAGGCAAAAUCUACUGUCCGGAAGUGCAAAGACAGUAACAGAUCACUCUACACCAGCUCCAGCUGCCAAUGCCAGUACUUCCAGUAACAGUGCCAGUGGAGGUGUUAAUAGUUCUCUCAUAAAGGACAAACGGAAUCGGGAACACGGAGCAGACAAUUUACCACUGCCAACCUUAUCAGGAACAGAGGCACAGUACUCACUCAAUCUACAGUUGCAGUCAAAUUUGCAGCAACAGGAAAGAGAUAGAGAGAGGGAGAGUGCGGUCACGCGUAGCAAUAUUCUCAGCAACGAGACCCAUCAUCAACAGCAACAAGUUGAUAAUAUCUGGGAGGAUAAUCACUCCUCUUUUCGGUUGCUGCCUGGCCACAAUGAAGAUUAUUACUCAUUACAUCAUCUCAGCGGUGAAAUGAGGGACGUGUUAGGCUCGCUCGUUGCAGCCAACAGAAGACGACCCGAUUACCUGGUUAUUAUUCUAAGAGAAAUCAAGGCAAUUAGUGAAGAUCAUCGUCUACGACCACGACUCUUGAGAUCCUUACGAGCUUUACAGAUUCCGGAACCACCAAACAAUCCUCUGGAAACUGCAUUACUAUCACAGAAUGAAGCUACUGAUCAAACAGCUAGUGAAAGCUGUCAGUCCAGUGAUGACGAUUCAGAUUUAGGUGCAUGGGGUCCACCAGUUCCCAAAUUAGAAAAGACAAAUAUUUCUUUACCUCAAGUGUUUAUGCCACGUAGAGAAUCAUCAUUGGCAUCACCAUCAUGGCGGGAGUCAGCAGAAGAUCACUGUGAUAAUACAACUGGUUUUCCUGCUGGUGAUGCGAGUGCAGCACCUUCCACAUCAAUCACUCCAGGAUACAAUGAAGAUCUAGCAGAAGCUGAUCAAUCACGACCUGAAGCUUCUAAUAAUCAACAGAUUGCUUCUGAUGAAGGACUUAAUCAAAUCGAAGAAAACGAAACAGAACCCAUAGCACAUGGUGCAGCUGCUCAAGUAGCAGCAGAAGCAGAAGUCGAUUUACAAUUAGUAAAUGAGGAAGGCGACGUAGAAAGAACGGAAGACGUGAUACUCGACAGAAUUCCCACACGUCUGUAUCAUCAUUAGUAUUUUGUAAGAUUCGUCGAUGAGAAUGAAAUCUCGCAAUACACCACCAGAGGUCUGUAAUUUUUCCACGUCCAGAUUAUUCUGCAGAUCCACUGUGUGGGAAUGUGCGAAACGUUUAAUAAUUAUUAAUUAAUAACGUUUCCAUUAAUAUAUUCAAAAUUAAUGGAAGACGAAAGCCAAUAAUUCAUUCUUCGUCCUUUAUUUGUGCUUUUGUCCCCCUAAGUUGAUUUCUUUAUAUUAUCACUAACAAUGUUCUUUAUAGUAUUUCUUGUUUCUUCAGUUCUCUCUAUUAUGCAUCUCUUUGAUGCUGUAAAGUUUUGUGAACAUGAGUAAUGCUUGUUUUAUUAUCGUUCCUAUUUAGUGUUGCCUUUGAUGCUUAUCGUAAUAUAGGAACUACACACCAUCUAUAUUGCCUACUAUAAAGUAUGAACUCAAUGUAUAUAGAGCCAAAUGAAUGGUCUCAUAACUUUGUAAUAAUUGCUGUGGGUAAAUUAAUUCUUAACCAAUUUGAAUAAAAUAAAAUCAAAACAGAAGCUGUAGAGUAUAAAGCUCAUCAAAUGCAUAAAGUAUUAGGUAAAUUGAAUAAAACAUAAACCACAGAUC
Cephus cinctus (wheat stem sawfly) is the source of this 4612-nucleotide messenger RNA. RefSeq lists its product as uncharacterized. The coding region runs from base 464 to 4009 and encodes 1181 amino acids. The record is from RefSeq and is a predicted model, not a curated record. Gene Ontology annotation, biological process: centrosome cycle; protein localization to centrosome; intraciliary transport involved in cilium assembly. Lineage: Eukaryota; Metazoa; Arthropoda; Insecta; Hymenoptera; Cephidae. Gene Ontology annotation, cellular component: centriole; centriolar satellite; centrosome. The transcript is spliced from 18 exons.